AUGGGGACUCUGACGCCGACGGCGGUUGCUCCCCAUCGAUUCAGCGACUAUCCUCGCCCGCAGCAUACGAGGGAGAGCAGCUACAACUCCGAUGGCUCUUUUGACCCCCGUCGCUCACUUGUUCCUGGAAUUCGUCGCUACCCUACACGAAAGAUUAAGCUCGUGCACGGCUAUGUCCUGAGCGCGGAGUACCCAGUGCCAAGUGCCAUUCAAAAUGCGGUGCAGAAACAAUACCGAGAGUCGGCGGAGCUUGCCGAGGAAUUCUCCCAGCUCAGAUACACUGCUGCUACUUGCGAUCCUGACGAAUUUGUGAUGCGAAAUGGCUACAACCUCCGCCCGGCCAUGUAUAACCGACACACGGAAUUGCUGAUCGCAAUUACAUGCAAAAGCGAAAAUAAGGUUCUCACAGCACGGACCCUGCACGCAGUGAUGCAGAACAUCCGCGAUAUCACCAAGCUUAAGAAGUCGGAAUUCUGGAAUCAAGGAGGACCAGCUUGGCAGAAGAUUGUGGUCUGCCUAGUCUUCGAUGGAAUUGAUCCUUGCGACAAAAACACCCUUGAUGUAUUGGCGACCAUCGGUGUCUACCAGGACGGCGUCAUGAAGAGAUCGGUGGACCGCAGAGAAACGGUCGCGCACAUAUUCGAAUAUACCACGCAACUUUCCGUCACGCCGAAUCAGGAAUUAGUUCGCCCCGAAGGCGACGAGUCCACGAAUAUCCCACCAGUCCAGAUGAUCCUGUGUCUGAAACAGGAAAGUAGCAACAAGAUCAAUUCGCAUCGCUGGAUCUUCAACGGAUUUUCUCGCAUGUUGAACCCAGAGGUGGUGAUCCUCCUCGACGCGGGUACCAAAGCCUGCAAGGAAUCUUUUCUUGCAUUAUGGCAAUCGUUCUAUAACGACAGAAAUCUCGGCGGAGCCUGCGGCGAGGUGCAUCCCAUCCGGGACAAGAAAAGUCUCCUCAAUCCUUUCGUUGCCGCCCAGAACUUCGACCUGAAGCAAUCAAAUAUUCUUGAAAAGCCUUUGGAAAGCGUCUUCGGACAUGUUUCCCUGGGCGAGUUUUCUGCAUACCGAUAUCGAGCCAUCAUGGGUCGACCACUGGAACGAUAUUUCAAUGGUGAUCUGACACUGUCGACGAAGCUAGGCAAGAAAGGCUUUGAUGGGAUGAACAUCUUCAAGAAAAAUAUGUUCUUUGCCGGCGAUCGCAUUCUGUCCUUUGAAUUAGUGGCCAAGGCCGGUUUCAAAUGGCAUUUAGCCUUUAUCAAGGGGUCGAGAGGGGAGGUCCAAGUACCAACGGAUUUUGCUGAGUUUAUCACUAAGCGGCGUCAGCGGCUUAAUGGCUCACUUGCAGCGAAUCUCUAUGCGUUUAUACAUUUUACUCGGCUGUACAAGAGUGGACAUAGUUUGUUUCACUUAGCACUUCUCCACCUCCAAAUGCUUUACAACUUUGCCAAGUUUGUGUUGAGUUGGUUCUCACUUGCCUCCUUUUUUAUAAUAACCUCGGUCAUAAUGGGUCUUGUGGGAACACCAAACCAAGCCAACAACCAAAAGGCAUGGCCAUUUGGCAGCGAAACCUCACCAAUUGUGAACAACUUCCUCAAAUACAUUUAUGUAGUGCUGUUGAUGCUGCAAUUCAUUCUCUCUCUUGGCAACCGCCCUAAAGGUUCCCGUCUGGCCUACAUCAUUUCAUUUUUAUAUUUCCCUGUCGUUCAGGUAUACACUGCAGUUCUCGCAUUCUAUCUCGUCAGUCAAGCUACGACGAAGAUAGCCUUCAAUUCUGUGUUAUACGAAGAUGCGAUGCAAGCAGCAGUCUGGAACAACCUCGGCUCCAGCAUAAUUUUGAUUACAUUGGUUGCUACCUAUGGAGUGCAUAUUAUCGCCAGCAUUGUCUACAUGGAUCCACUGCACGUACUAACAUCCGCUUGGGCCUACUUUGCAGGAACGACCUGUUCCUCCAAUAUCCUCAUGGUCUAUGCGUUCUGCAAUUGGCACGAUGUCUCAAUUGGCACCAAAGUAGCGAACAAAAGCGAACUCCUGCCCGAGGCUCAGACAAAGAAGGACGAGAAGUCAAAAUUUAUUGAGGAAGUGGAUAGGCCACAAAUCGAUAUUGACACCCUCUUCCAAGCUACCGUCAAGCGAGCCCUGGCAACGUUUGAACCACCAGCAGAGUCAAAUGGAAAAGAUGUCGAUGACCUGUACAAAGCGUUCCGGACGUACCUAGUGUUACUUUGGGUUUUCAGUAACCUGAUCAUGGUCCUUUGCAUCAUGAGCAUAUCAAUCACUCGGUUCUGUCUUUCGGAAAUUCCUAAUGUACGUAUAUGGAAUUACCUUUUGGCCGUGGUAUGGGCGACUGUCGGGAUCUCGCUCUUCCGUUUCGUGGGGGCGCUCUGGUUUUUGGCAAAAACGACUGUUCUAUGCUGUGUUUCGCGACGAUAG
This is a messenger RNA of Penicillium canariense, 2430 nucleotides long. Its product is annotated as Chitin synthase C. The transcript is spliced from 7 exons. NCBI's taxonomy places the organism in Eukaryota, Fungi, Ascomycota, Eurotiomycetes, Eurotiales, Aspergillaceae. Gene Ontology annotation, molecular function: chitin synthase activity. Gene Ontology annotation, cellular component: cell periphery; cell septum. Bases 1 to 2430 code for a protein of 809 amino acids. The record is from RefSeq and is a predicted model, not a curated record.